Molecule: messenger RNA, 791 nt
Organism: Cryptomeria japonica (Japanese cedar)
Lineage: Eukaryota; Viridiplantae; Streptophyta; Pinopsida; Cupressales; Cupressaceae
Product: 26S proteasome non-ATPase regulatory subunit 4 homolog
Exons: 1
Coding region: 107-715 (202 amino acids)
Biological process (GO): proteasome-mediated ubiquitin-dependent protein catabolic process
Cellular component (GO): nucleus; cytosol; proteasome regulatory particle, base subcomplex
Molecular function (GO): polyubiquitin modification-dependent protein binding
Source: RefSeq, a predicted model, not a curated record
GUUGUCGGAAAAGAAAAGCUCGAAGAAAUUCGUUGAGGCCAGAGCAGAUUUCUCAGAGAUUUUUUAUUCAGUUCAUCUUCAUUGCUACUUUAAUUAAUCCUCCACCAUGGUGCUCGAGGCUACUAUGAUAUGCAUCGACAAUUCAGAGUGGAUGAGAAAUGGGGAUUACAAUCCCAAUAGAUUUCAGGCGCGGGCAGAUACAGUUAAUCUUAUUUGUGGGGCAAAAACCCAGUCAAAUCCUGAGAACACAGUGGGUGUAAUGACUUUGGCUAGGAAGAAUGUCUGUGUAUUGGUGACACCAACAACUGAUCUUGGAAAAAUUCUUCCGUGUAUGCAUGGUUUAGAAGUUGUCGGGGAGAUGAAUUUGACAUCUGGUAUCCAAGUUGCUCAGCUGGCACUUAAACACCGUCAAAAUAAAGAACAGCAGCAAAGAAUUAUAGUGUUUGUUGGAAGUCCUAUUAAAGCUGAUAAGAAGACAUUAGAAGCAAUUGGAAAGAAAUUGAAGAAAAAUAUUGUGGAUUUUGGAGAGGAAGAUGAUGGGAAGCUACAAAAAUUAGAGGCUCUUCUUGCAACAAUAAACAAUAAUGACAAUAGUCACAUUGUACAUGUUCCUGCAGGUCCAAAUGCUACGGAUGCUAUUUUGAGGCAGUUUUUUGGCUUGUUCGAUGAAGCUUUGUGCCAGUCAAAUGAGGAGCUUAGGAAAGAAGAAAAAUAAGUCGUGUUUGCGUAUGUGGUGGCUGAUAGAGACGAGGAUGUAAUUAAAAUUUUGGAAAGAGGAGCCAUGUUUGGGC